UACGGAGAUUACAGUCACAUGAUUUCAAAAUGGCAGCGCCCAUUUGGUUACGACUUUUUCUUUUUCAUUUGGUUGUUUUGUUGUCCUUCGUUGUCAGUGGGAAUGCAGGUCCAUUACCUCUUGUGAUCAAUACAUGGCCUUUCACGAACGCAACUUUGAAAGCCUGGAGUGAGAUUCAGACAGGGAGCUAUCUGGAUGCCUUGGUUGCUGGAUGCAGUGAGUGUGAAAGCCAGCAGUGUGAUGGAACUGUGGGAUAUGGAGGCAGUCCAGAUGAAAUAGGGGAGACAACUCUCGAUGCCAUGAUCAUGGAUGGUGAGACCCAUGAUGUUGGAUCGGUUGGAGACCUGAGGCGUGUGAAGAAUGCAAUUGGUGUUGCCAGAGCUGUAAUGGACUACACUCAACAUACUCUUAUUGUGGGAGAAUCAGCCAAAGAUUUUGCUGUUGAGAUGGGAUUCAAAGAAGAGAAUUUAACAACUAACAGGUCCGCAGAGAUACACAACUCCUGGCUCCAAAACAAGUGUCAGCCUAACUACAGACAGAAUGUUAGCCCAGAUCCAACAAAGAACUGUGGACCCUACAAACCGAGCAGUAAGCUGUUCACACAACGAGACUUUGUAAAACCAGUUCACAGAUGGAACCAUGACACUAUUGGGAUGAUCGUAGUUGAUAAAGAUGGGAAGGUCGGGUCUGGAACUUCCACCAAUGGACUGUCACAUAAAGUGCCAGGGCGAGUGGGUGACUCUCCUAUAGUUGGAGCAGGAUCCUAUGCCAGUGGUGGUGUAGGGGGUGCUGCAGCCACGGGGGAUGGAGACAUCAUGAUGCGGUUCCUGCCCAGGUGAGUUUCAAUGCUGUCUGAUGAUGAUGGCAAAUGAUGAC
This is a messenger RNA of Haliotis rubra (blacklip abalone), 876 nucleotides long. RefSeq names its product N(4)-(Beta-N-acetylglucosaminyl)-L-asparaginase-like. The record is from RefSeq and is a predicted model, not a curated record. The transcript has 7 exons. Gene Ontology annotation, molecular function: N4-(beta-N-acetylglucosaminyl)-L-asparaginase activity. Gene Ontology annotation, biological process: protein deglycosylation. Gene Ontology annotation, cellular component: lysosome. Bases 30 to 839 code for a protein of 269 amino acids. NCBI's taxonomy places the organism in Eukaryota, Metazoa, Mollusca, Gastropoda, Lepetellida, Haliotidae.